Messenger RNA from Pangasianodon hypophthalmus (striped catfish), 3439 nucleotides. Its product is annotated as myogenesis-regulating glycosidase. The transcript is spliced from 3 exons. Bases 272 to 2341 code for a protein of 689 amino acids. The record is from RefSeq and is a predicted model, not a curated record. Gene Ontology annotation, molecular function: hydrolase activity, hydrolyzing O-glycosyl compounds. Gene Ontology annotation, biological process: carbohydrate metabolic process; skeletal muscle fiber development. NCBI's taxonomy places the organism in Eukaryota, Metazoa, Chordata, Actinopteri, Siluriformes, Pangasiidae.
UGUUGUUUUGGACACUACCGUUCCCAUAAUGCACCUGGAAACAGCUAGGUAACGUGACGUUUCUGAAACUUGCCGAGACUUGUGAAACAGGCUCACCGAGCUCGCGCUGCUGCAGCUGUAGCACAUCCCGUGACAAAAAAUGCACUGAUUUCUGAAUGUGAAACAGAAAGGUGUUAGCAAGAAAUGUGCAGUACAUGCCUGCACAUCCACCCAGACAGAUGAAGAAAAGCUUUUUACUGAAUGCUCAGAGUGUCUCCUGGACGUUGCAAAGAUGUACCAAAUUGUACCAGCGACAGUUGGGGAUAUUGGCCUUAGUGGUAUGCGUGAAUACACACCACCAAAGAAAAGAGUGGAUCGGCGUGGACGUCGGCUGAUUGCAUCAAGCUUGUUUGGGGCAGUGCUAGUCAUUGCAGCUGUGGUAGCUUGGUGCUAUUAUUCUGUGUCUCUCCGCAAGGCAGAUCUGCUGAAGACUGAACUGCUAGACCUCAACAAAGAUGGCUUUGUCAUUCGCAACCAAGCUGGAGCUAUCAUCUUCCGAAUGGCAUUUAGGUCAGGCUCCCUUGAUCUGGACUCUUGCUCAAAGGAAGGCAGAAUUCUCAGUUGCAGCCAAUCCAAUGUAGGAAAGCUUAAUUUCUUCAUCGAAACUGUGAGACCCAAGGACACGGUGAUGUGUUAUCGUGUGCGCUGGGAGGAACUUGAUGUGUACCGUGCUGUAGAACAUGCCAUGGCCUAUAAUGGCUCUCACUGGUAUGGUGGGGCAGAGUCCUGGUCCCAGCAUUGGCCAAUUGUUUUUGCGGGAAACCAGGAACCCAAACCUUUCAUUACUAGUGAUGUCAAUUCAAAUCAGCAUGACUUUGGGGGCAUCCUGGAGCGCUACUGGCUCUCCUCCAAUGCAACUGCCAUCAAAAUCAAUGACUCAGUCCCUUUCCAUCUUGGCUGGGAUGAGAACAGCAAGAUGCUGCGAUUCCAGGCACGGUAUGAUAACAGUCCAUAUAAGCCAGACACUGCACAGCCUGUACACUCUGAGCUGAGCUAUCGUGUUUGUGUUGGGUAUGAUGUUACUUCCAUACAUAAAUACAUGGUCCGUCGUUAUUUUAACAAACCCAAUAAAGUUCCUUCAGAGGCUGUUUUUAGAUGGCCAAUUUGGUCCACGUGGGCCUUGCACAAGACUGAAGUGAACCAGGAGAAGCUACUGGCCUAUGCAUCAGAGAUUCAAGCACAUGGCUUCAACUGCAGCCAUCUGGAGCUGGAUGAUCGAUAUACAAAAAGCUAUGGAGAGUUUGAGUUUGAUCCAGUCAAGUUCCCUAAUGCAACUGAUAUGUUUCAGAAACUUAGAAAUGCUAGGUUUGAAGUCACCCUCUGGACCCAUCCCUUUGUGAACUACAACUCUACUAACUUUGGAGUUGGAGUGGAAAGAGGGCUUUUUGUGCGAGAACCUACUGGCGAGUUACCUGCCUUGAUCCGGUGGUGGAAUGGUAUUGGUGGCAUUUUGGAUUUCACCAAUCCAGAAACCCGUGAGUGGUAUGCCUCAAACCUCCGUGCCUUAAAGAACAAAUACGCGAUAGCGUCCUUUAAGUUUGAUGCUGGGGAGACCAGCUACCUGCCCCAGCAAUUCAGAACCUUCAUGCCCCUGCAUGAUCCCAGCGUAUUCACUCGCCGCUACAGUGAGAUGGCAAUCCCCUUCAACGACCGCGCUGAACUGCGUGCUGGGUACCAAUCCCAGAACAUCUCCUGCUUCUUCCGGAUCACUGAUCGUGACUCGGUCUGGGGAUACGACCUGGGGCUUAAGUCGAUCAUUCCUACUGUGCUAACUGUUAGCAUUCUGGGUUACCAGUUUGUUCUCCCGGACAUGAUCGGUGGAAAUGCUUACCCAAACCGCACUGAAGGAAAUCAGGGACUCCCUGAUCGGGAGCUCUACAUCCGCUGGCUGGAACUGUUAGCAUUCAUGCCAGCUAUGGAGUUCUCAAUCCCACCAUGGCUGUAUGAUGAUGAGGUUGUAGAGAUUGCUAGGAAGUUUACAAAGCUUCAUGAGACCCUGGUGGCUCCUCGAGUGCUCGAACUUGCUGGGGAAGUGUUAGACACUGGAGAUCCUAUCAUUCGCCCUCUGUGGUGGAUUGCUACAGAUGAUGAGGCUGCCUACAAGAUCGAUUCACAGUUUCUCAUAGGGGACGACCUUAUGGUAGCGCCAGUUCUUGAGCCAGGCAAGCAGGAGAGAGAUAUUUACCUCCCAGCUGGCAGAUGGAGGAGCUACAAGGGUGAACAUUUUGACAAAGGGCCGAUACAUCUUACUGACUACCCUGUGGACUUGGAUGAGAUUGCCUACUUUGUGUGGUCAGGAUGAUACAAACUUCAAAGGGAAGUGUUUGCACACAACAGACCCAAAUAACUAUUGCAAUUCCAUUGAACACAAGCAUUCACGCACAAUUUGUUCUUUCUCACAUUCUUGUGCCUUGUAAUCGGUAUUCGACUGUAACCAGCAUACGUAAUAUUAUAUUUGAAAGUUUUCUAAUGGUUAAACUAAUAUGUACAUUGUUUAUGAAUGAAAGAGGUACACAAACAAUGUUUAGAAAUGGAAGCUGGGAAGGUAGACGAUACCAUUUCUGAUUUUACCUCUUUAGAGAAAUGUAUGCAUUGGUUUUUGUCCUUUGAAGAUUGAAGUUCUAUCACAGUAGUUCCAAUAGCUCUGUAAUGGUGGAAAUGUAUUAACUAGUUAUUAGAAAGCAACCUACAAAAUAGAGAGGGACAAAUGUAACUUUUGACCACAUUCCAUUAUCACAGGUAAAGUGAAUGUUGUUAGUGAAACACUGGGAGUUUAUUUUAUAUGAUGGCAAAUUAUUACCUUGUUUGACUGACAAUGUAUUAAAAAGAAAGCACAGAAAGAAACUUUGGACCUCAGUUAACAGGAAACAGAAGUGCAUUUGGUCUGUUCUCUUUAGUAUUCUUUAAAAUGCUCAAAAACUACUGACAAUGCCAUAUAGAAUUCGAGUAUUCUGAAACUGCUAUAAACACACAUGAUGUACAUUUACACCACAGUGAGUAUGUAAACAAGUAUUUGUAUUCAGAUUAUUUUUCCUCUCCUGCUGGUUAUUAAUUUUGUGAGUUGAAUUUUACGUUGUUUUAUGUGUGCUUUUUGCUUGCAAUUGCUUCAACAAUUUAAGAUAAACUACAGAGCAAUACAGUGUAUUUAUAAUAAAGCUGAAGUGGCUUGGAAGCCUGAAAUUUAAAAAAAGGACUUGAUUUAUUUUAUUUUUUUUGUCUGUCUGUAUUCUACUGAUACUGUGAAUUAAAUCCCUUUCCAGAUUAUUUAAACAGCAAGAGAUAGUCAUGCCAUCAGAUGUAACAAAAAGUAACACAAGCCUUCUGUGUCAGAAUUAAAAUGGAAAGUUGUCAAGUAUAUUUAUUGUUGACUGGUUACAAAUAAACCUACUUUUCAAGACCA